GGGCCCGUUAGGAGGAAGCCGGCCCCAGUCCCGCCGCCCAGCCCGAGGAGGAGAAAGUCCCUGCCUCCCUGCUCCUGCCGCCAACUCGCCCCACUUCGCCGCCACCAUGCCCAAAACGAUCAGCGUCCGAGUGACCACCAUGGAUGCGGAACUGGAGUUCGCCAUCCAGCCCAACACCACGGGGAAGCAGCUGUUCGACCAGGUUGUGAAGACCAUCGGCCUGAGGGAGGUGUGGUUCUUCGGUCUGCAGUACCAAGACACGAAGGGCUUUUCCACCUGGCUGAAGCUGAACAAGAAGGUGACCGCCCAGGACGUGCGGAAGGAGAGCCCCCUGCUCUUCAAGUUUCGGGCCAAGUUCUACCCCGAGGAUGUGUCCGAGGAGCUGAUCCAGGACAUCACCCAGCGCCUGUUCUUCCUGCAAGUGAAGGAGGGCAUCCUCAGUGACGACAUCUACUGCCCACCCGAGACUGCCGUGCUGCUGGCCUCCUACGCCGUGCAGUCCAAGUACGGGGACUUCAGCAAGGAGGUGCACAAGGCUGGCUACCUGGCCGGAGACAAGCUGCUCCCGCAGAGGGUCCUGGAGCAGCACAAGCUGAACAAGGACCAGUGGGAGGAGAGGAUCCAGGUGUGGCACGAGGAACACCGCGGCAUGCUCAGGGAAGACGCUGUCUUGGAAUACCUGAAGAUCGCUCAGGACCUGGAGAUGUAUGGCGUCAACUACUUCAGCAUCAAGAACAAGAAAGGCUCUGAGCUGUGGCUUGGGGUGGAUGCCUUGGGCCUGAACAUCUACGAGCAGAAUGACCGGCUGACUCCCAAGAUCGGGUUUCCCUGGAGUGAGAUCCGGAACAUCUCCUUCAAUGACAAGAAGUUCGUCAUCAAGCCCAUUGACAAGAAAGCACCAGACUUUGUGUUCUACGCCCCGCGGCUGCGGAUCAACAAGCGUAUCCUGGCGCUGUGCAUGGGCAACCACGAGCUGUACAUGCGUCGGCGCAAGCCGGACACCAUCGAGGUGCAGCAGAUGAAGGCCCAGGCCCGGGAGGAGAAGCACCAGAAGCAAAUGGAGAGGGCCCUGCUGGAAAAUGAGAAGAAGAAGCGGGAGCUGGCAGAGAAGGAAAAGGAGAAGAUCGAGCGGGAGAAGGAGGAGCUGAUGGAACGCCUCCGGCAGAUUGAGGAGCAGACCAAGAAGGCUCAGCUCGAGCUGGAGGAGCAGACCCGCCGGGCCCUGGAGCUAGAGCAGGAGAGGAAGCGCGCCCAGGACGAGGCUGAGAAGCUGGCCAGGGAGCGCCAGGAGGCGGAGGAGGCCAAGGAAGCCUUGCUUCGAGCCUCUCGGGACCAGAAGAAGACGCAGGAGCAGCUGGCCUCCGAGAUGGCAGAGCUGACGUCACGCAUUUCCCAGCUGGAGGCGGCUCGGCAGAAGAAAGAGAGCGAGGCCGAGCAGUGGCAGCAGAAGGCUCAGAUGGUGCAGGCAGACCUGGAGAAGACACGGGAGGAGCUGAAGAGCGCCACGAGCACGCCGCACGUGACGGAGCCCAUGCAGUCCGAGAACGAGCACGACGACGAGCAGGACGAGAACGCGGCUGAGGCCAGCGCGGAGCUGCGGGCCCACGCCACCGCCAAGGACCGCAGCGAGGAGGACCGCACCACCGAGGCCGAGAAGAACGAGCGCGUCCAGAAGCACCUCAAGGCGCUGACGUCGGAGCUGGCCAACGCCCGGGACGAAACGAAGAAGACGGCCAACGACAUGAUCCACGCGGAGAACAUGCGGCUCGGGCGCGACAAGUACAAGACCCUGCGCCAGAUCCGCCAGGGCAACACCAAGCAGCGCAUCGACGAGUUCGAAUCCAUGUAACCGCCCCUGUCCCCCCCGCCCUCGAGCUUCCCACCCUCCCGCAGCUGUGCCCCCCCCCCCCCGCCCACCGCCCAACCACCAACCCAGAGAAACCCCUGCCCGCCCACGUCCCCCGCUCUGGUCCCAGCAGGGGCGGGGGGAGCCAGGUUUACUGGUGCAAGGGGCACGGCCUGGGGGGGACGACGGUCUCCCUGCCCAUCUAUGCAAGCCAUCCUGGGCGUGGGGGACGUGGGUGGCCGGGGAUGGGGCAUUUCAGUGUUAGCACCAGAUGGCAGUAUUUCCCAAGGACCGGGCCCACCCUCCUGCAAAGUGCCUGGGGCGGCCGGGUCUACCCAAGCCGUCCACCUGUCCGAGGAGGAGCCGGCGGCUGCCGAGCUCUGCCCUCGUGCCUGCCCGUCUUUCGUUCCCCAAAGUCGGAGGCCGCUCCGGGGGAGCCGACUCCCCGCCCCCCCGCCCCUCACACCCCUCACCAGUAUUAUCUCUGUAUCCCAACGUCACCUAACCCAAUGUGGAUCUCUGCCUUCUAGCUAUGCACAACUAGGAAACCGUAGUCAGUGGGGCAGGAUAUUUUCUUUCCUACCCUGACCGGCCCCCGCCCCACCCCUUCCCACACCUGGUCUCUUCCUCCUCCUUGCCCCGGGGGAUGUGUACGCUGUAUUAUAAAGAGGAUAUUUUGCGAGAAAAUUAAUGUAAGGAGCUUUCAGUGUUAGUGAUUUCGACAUCACUAUAGGUCAUUCUAGUUACAUUUUUUUUUUUUUUAUUUGUCUCAAGGCAUCCCCUUCCGAGGGCUCUGCCUGGGCCAGCUGCCCCUCCGGGUUGGUUUAUUGCUGUAAAUUAUAUUGACACUCUAUGUGUGACCAGUCUUUCCCUCUUCAUCUCUGGGUGACCUCAGGACCUUAGCCAAGACCUCAUCCCCCGGUGCACUCUAGAGAGGAAGAAUUUAGAUUUUUUUUUUUGGUUCAUUUUGUCUGGAGGGGUUUAUCAUUUCAUGUGCCAAUAAAGUUUAGACAAACCACUUC
Ornithorhynchus anatinus (platypus) is the source of this 2868-nucleotide messenger RNA. RefSeq names its product moesin (gene MSN). The transcript is spliced from 13 exons. Gene Ontology annotation, molecular function: actin binding; cell adhesion molecule binding. The record is from RefSeq and is a predicted model, not a curated record. The coding region runs from base 107 to 1849 and encodes 580 amino acids. Gene Ontology annotation, cellular component: plasma membrane; adherens junction; filopodium. Gene Ontology annotation, biological process: positive regulation of protein localization to early endosome; regulation of organelle assembly; regulation of cell shape. Lineage: Eukaryota; Metazoa; Chordata; Mammalia; Monotremata; Ornithorhynchidae.